UAUUAUUUGCGAAUGUACGAAUGAAUACAAUUAUUUUCGUAUGUGUUGUAUUUUCGGCUAUUGUUGGGACGUCGGGGUUCAUUCACGACCGUCUAUUUCCGGAGGAUGUGGCGGAAAUGUUCGCUGGGAGGUCUGAGCGACGACUGAGAGUACGACGAGCGGUGAACCAGGCCAUUCAUCUACGGCAAAGACGGUCGGCUGCUGCCCAAGUUACUGGUAACAUUGAAGUCUUCACAGACCUCGAUGGUAACGACGAUGGUUACAUCACCGAAACAGAAUACAGAGAGUUCAAUACGCGAGAAUUAAACGAUGACGUCACUGCUAUUUUCAAGCAAUAUGACAAAAAUGAUGACCAAAAAAUCUCUAAAACGGAGUUCUUUGGAUUCUUAGAUGAGAUCGACGUAUCGUCGAUGUCAAGUGUUGAGGAUGAAGCGCCCAUUUCACCGGAAGCAUUUGUUUUCUCGUCCUCAUCAUUAUUGUCGUCGACCGGAGGAGAGUUAUUUGAGAGCGAAUCAGAAUCUUCUGGUACGUCGUCAGCGCCCCCAGAGAAUUGCGAACUUAAAGCGAUGAGAAAGUGCGACGGGAGAUUCCUCGAUGUUUUGGAUCUUUUGGCAACAGAUGAAGACGCUUUCUGCAAAGGAUUUCAAGCAUACAUUGGUUGUGUAUUCAAAGAUAUUGUUCCUUGCAACAUGGAUGAAUAUGUUCAAAACGUGAUAAAUGUUGGCAAUAUUUACAAAGAUUUAGAUGUUUGUCCAGACCUGGACUUUACUUCUCUUGAAACCUAUGACACAUUAGAACGAUCGAGGAGGUCGCCCACAACAGACAAUUCGAGUAAACACGGUCUCAUAAAAAAUGGAAAACACCUUAAAAAGGCAGUAUCACCGUGUAAUGAAGAGUUUGUAAGAUCGUCACAUCACAAGAAAAAUGAUUUCUGCACCGUAUUAACGCAAUAUCGUCACUGCGUUCUGCACGCCGUUCGACCGUACAGAUCAGAAUCAGUAAAUCACUUACGAGACGGCCUGAAGUAUAUGACGCGGGAGCACCGGAGGACGCAUGUUUGCGCAGGAAAUGACUGAGCAAAAUUUCACAGACAAUGUGUAUAUUUAUCACGCUUGUAAAUAUUCCCAAGCACUGCCUCCAACUAUUAGCAUAGUUCUACUUCUGCGUUGUAAAAGACAUGUAUUCAACAGUAACAUUGUGCUCAUAUGACUGUUGUUUGGCGAAUACAAGCACAACCGUGAUCCUUCCGUGGAUUUGCGGUAACUGUGGAUCCGGAAUGUAAGAUCGUCUGACCAUUGUCGAGGAUACGCUUAACCCGCCUUUUCAACCAUAGCGAGUUCAAUGAAAUCAAGUCGAUUAUAGCGAUUUAAAAAAAGGAUUAUUUAAAAAUCAUUGGACAUUUAAUUAGUAUUACCUAUUGAGGACAUCAUCAGCUUAUUUUCGUUAAGAAAAUAAAAUAAAAACAAUUUCAGGUAACAAAAAUAAGUUAAUUUUAAUAACUCAAAAGAAAUAUUUUAUGCAAGAGAAGAUGAGAAAUUAUAUAAUUUUACUUUUAUUUUAUUUUUUAUUUAUUACUCCAAUGGGCAGUUAUGUUGCAUUACGUGGACCAAAUAUGAUUCGGGUAUUAUCAUCUUGCUCCAAAAUGACAAUUUAUCAGAGCUUUAGGAUUGUGGCUCGGGUUUGUAGGUAUUACCACUGUUGAAAACGGUCGAAUUUGGAGGACCAGUUUUGUAUGUGAUAGAACUUUUGAAACCCAGAGAGAUGGUUUUUAAAGAACUUUAUAUAGACGCUACAAAGUCCUCUUGUUUUCGGGAAUACCAACACUGCGUUAAGUUCAACAGAGAUUUGUACCUUUUUUCUGUAAAUUUAAUGACAAGAAAAUACAAUCUAUUUUUAUAAUAGAUUGUAAGUUUUAAACCAUUUAUUAUUUUAAUAUCAGGAACGCGUUUCUUGUCAACAGGAAUGAAACCAUGCAUGAGGGGCGGGGGCUAUUGGGGGUAAACUCUUCGUUAAAAAAGUAUACUGUGCAAGUAUAGACAAAUGCCACAGUCAGAUAAUUUGAAUCGAACAUUAGAAACUAAGUGAUCGUUGGUAAAUAAGAACUUGUAUAUAUUAAUUUAUUAUUGAAAGAAUAAGUUUUCAGUAUUGUUUUUAUAAGAAUAACGUUCCGUUUAAAAAUAAAGUGUAACUAAGAAUAUAUUUUGCCCCAAUAUGUAUACGCUAUUCCUCUUCGUCCCUAUUUCCACAUAAGGUACAAUUAUCUGGAUCCGCAUUGGCCUGUCCCUUUCUGCAAUGCCAUCUUCACUUAACCAAGCUAAGGUUUAUCUCAUAUACUGUUUUAUAUAU
Anneissia japonica is the source of this 2346-nucleotide messenger RNA. RefSeq lists its product as uncharacterized. NCBI's taxonomy places the organism in Eukaryota, Metazoa, Echinodermata, Crinoidea, Comatulida, Comatulidae. The record is from RefSeq and is a predicted model, not a curated record. Gene Ontology annotation, molecular function: calcium ion binding. Bases 21 to 1076 code for a protein of 351 amino acids. The transcript is spliced from 6 exons.